AGCGGACUCUGGCUGAGGUUCCCCGGCGGGCGGGCGCGCAGAGACGCGGGAAGCAGGGGCUGGGCGGGGGUCGCGGCGCCGCAUCCAGCGCAGGCAGCCCGAGGGGCCGCCGCCUCCGCCGCCCAGCGCGCUCCGGGGCCGCCGGCCGCCUCCAGCACCCCCAGCGCCGCAGCUCCGGGACCGGCCCCGGCCGCCGUCGCCGCCGCCGCGAUGGGCAACGCCGCCGCCGCCAAGAAGGGCAGCGAGCAGGAGAGCGUGAAAGAGUUCUUAGCCAAAGCCAAAGAAGAUUUUCUUAAAAAAUGGGAAAGCCCUGCUCAGAACACGGCCAGCUUGGAUCAGUUUGACCGCAUCAAGACCCUCGGCACCGGCUCCUUCGGGCGUGUGAUGCUAGUGAAGCACAAGGAAACUGGGAACCACUACGCCAUGAAGAUCCUGGACAAGCAGAAGGUGGUGAAGCUGAAGCAGGUGGAGCACACGCUCAACGAGAAACGAAUCCUGCAGGCCGUCAACUUUCCCUUCCUGGUCAGGCUCGAGUACUCCUUCAAGGACAACUCCAACCUGUACAUGGUCAUGGAGUACGUGCCCGGAGGGGAGAUGUUUUCACACCUGCGGCGGAUUGGAAGGUUCAGUGAGCCCCAUGCCCGCUUCUACGCGGCCCAGAUCGUGCUGACCUUCGAGUACCUGCACUCGCUAGACCUCAUCUACAGGGACCUGAAGCCUGAGAACCUCCUCAUCGACCACCAGGGCUACAUCCAGGUGACGGACUUCGGCUUUGCCAAGCGCGUGAAAGGCCACACCUGGACACUGUGCGGGACCCCUGAGUACCUGGCCCCCGAGAUCAUCCUGAGCAAAGGCUACAACAAGGCCGUGGACUGGUGGGCACUAGGGGUCCUCAUCUAUGAGAUGGCGGCCGGCUACCCGCCCUUCUUCGCUGACCAGCCCAUCCAGAUCUAUGAGAAGAUUGUCUCUGGCAAGGUGCGGUUCCCGUCCCACUUCAGCUCCGACCUGAAGGACCUGCUGCGGAACCUGCUGCAAGUGGACCUCACCAAGCGCUUUGGGAACCUCAAGAACGGCGUGAACGACAUCAAGAAUCACAAGUGGUUUGCCACCACAGACUGGAUUGCCAUCUACCAGCGGAAGGUGGAAGCCCCCUUCAUACCAAAGUUCAAAGGCGCUGGGGACACAAGUAAUUUCGAUGACUACGAGGAGGAAGAGAUCCGGGUCUCCAUCAAUGAGAAAUGCGGCAAGGAGUUCUCUGAGUUUUAGGGGUGUGCCUGUGCCCCCCCAAAGUUUACUCUUCUUUUGUUUUCUUUUCUUUUUCUUUUUUUGGGGGAUGGGGGAUUGAACAGCCAGAGGGCCCCGAGUUCCUUGCAUCCGAUGUCACCCCAGCCCACCCUCGAGGGUUGGGGGCCCAGGAAGCCCAGACCUUGGGGGGGAUCUGCUGCUCCCCCAGCCCCACAGCCCUCUUGCCCCCCUUCCCAAUGAUACCCCCAGCCCACUUCAGCUGGUUGGAAACCAGGCUCCAGGCUCCUCCAGACCAAGUCUUGCUGGUCCAUCGUAGCCAGGGAGAAGACAGAGGGGUCUGGGCGUGGCCCCAGCCCCGCACCAGACCCCACAGGUGAAGGCUGACCCGCGGGUGCGUUGGUGACACCCCUGUACCUUCUCCCAGAGCUGGUUGCUCGAGAUUUUUAAAAACAACUUCAGAUCUAUUUAAGUUCCACCAGUGCCUCCCCCAUCCCUUCUCCAGCUCCCUCGACCCAUUUUAGGGAGCCUGGGAAGCAGACUGAGUUCACAAGAAAGAAACCAGGAUUGGCCCCCCUCCUGAGCUGCUAACCCCGGCUGGGGGCUCCGCCCCUCCCUGACACCCCCAUAUCUCACCCCCACCGUCAGCCUCGGGCUUUGGAAGCCUGACCAAGCAGCCACCCAUCUCCUUACCAAAGAGGAUCUGACCCCCAAAAGAGGGGGAUUCUGACCCCACGGCCCCCCCCUCUCAGCAACAGCAGCAGCCGCCACAGCCCCCAAAUUCCUGCGUUUUAUUCUGAUUUUAACACCCGGCCUCCUCAGCCCAGCUGGGAAGGCGACCCCCCAAGAGGACUUGGGGCCAGCAGAGCGCCCCCACCCCGCGCGGGUUCCAGCCGGGCUGCCGGGGAGGGGCCAGCGCGCCCCAGCUUCCGCGCCCCUCCCUGCCCGGCCGCCCCUCGCUUCGCUGCCCGCCCGCGUCCCAGUUCCGAUCUGUGCUCCGGCCCUCACUGUGAGGCGGGGCCCGGCCCCCACCCCGCGCUGCAGUCGGCCACCCGGCCGCAGGGCUCUCGGGCGGGCCGGCCCGGGUGGGCGCAGGGCCGAUCGACCCGUGCGCGGCGAAGGGUGAGAUCCCUGUCCACAGUGUGCUGUUGUAAACAUAUUUGAAAACUAUUACCAAUAAAGUUUUGUUUAAAAAAAAA
This is a messenger RNA of Cavia porcellus (domestic guinea pig), 2441 nucleotides long. It is a transcript of the gene Prkaca, whose product is annotated as protein kinase cAMP-activated catalytic subunit alpha. The record is from RefSeq and is a predicted model, not a curated record. The coding region runs from base 211 to 1266 and encodes 351 amino acids. Gene Ontology annotation, molecular function: ATP binding; protein kinase A regulatory subunit binding; protein serine/threonine kinase activity. Gene Ontology annotation, cellular component: nucleus. Gene Ontology annotation, biological process: protein phosphorylation. The transcript has 10 exons. NCBI's taxonomy places the organism in Eukaryota, Metazoa, Chordata, Mammalia, Rodentia, Caviidae.